Trifolium pratense (red clover) is the source of this 1067-nucleotide messenger RNA. RefSeq lists its product as uncharacterized. Bases 100 to 933 code for a protein of 277 amino acids. The transcript is spliced from 7 exons. The record is from RefSeq and is a predicted model, not a curated record. NCBI's taxonomy places the organism in Eukaryota, Viridiplantae, Streptophyta, Magnoliopsida, Fabales, Fabaceae.
CAAGGUUAGUUAUUUGAAAGCAGAGGUCGUUUUUAGAAUUGACUUUUUUUUAGACGAAAUCACAAACUCAAACUUGAAACCAAGAGAAUUGAAGUGAAGAUGUCCCUAGCAGCUGCUGCUACACAAAACCCAUCUAUUCAGCAACAUCAUCAUAAUCAUAGAAUCAUAAUACCCAACAAAAACGGUGAAAAACUCGUUGGCAUAUUACAUCAAUCUGGAACAACCACCGACCUUGUUAUCUUGUGUCAUGGUUUUCAAUGCUCCAAAGAUACCAAUCUCAUAUUGAAUCUUGCUGUUGCAUUGGAAAAGGCACAAAUUAGUUCCUUCCGCUUUGAUUUUUCUGGAAAUGGGGAAAGCGAAGGUUCGUUUCAGUUUGGUAACUUUUCAACAGAGGUGGAUGAUUUACAUGCUGUUGUUCAACAUUUCCGGGAAUCAAAUCGUGUAAUCCGCGCAAUUGUUGGACAUAGUAAAGGAGGUAACAUGGGGCUUCUGUAUGCUUCCAAAUAUCAUGACAUUAAAACUGUUGUCAACAUCUCUGGACGUUAUAAUCUAAAGGCUGGCAUUGAAGAAUGCCUUGGUAAAGAUUAUUUCGAAAGAAUUAAGAAGGAUGGUUUCAUUGAUGUGAAGAAGAGUUCAGGAAGUUUGGAUUACCGUGUAACUAAGGAAAGUUUGAUGGAAGUCUUAGGUACAAAUCUGAAUGAAGUAUGCCCUCAGAUUGACAAAGAAUGCAGGGUCCUUACAAUUCACGGUUCUUCCGACGAAAUUAACUCUGUUCAAGAUGCACACGAGUUUGCUAAGAUCAUACCUAACCACAAGUUGCAUAUCAUUGAAGGAGCAGAUCAUGCAUACAAUAAUCAUCAAGAUGAGCUAUUAUCAGUUGUAGUGUGCUUCAUCAAGGAAACCAUUGACCAGAACAAGGGUACUGCUAGUUAGGUCUGUUCUUGCUAGGAUUUGAACUCUUCAUUUUCAUAUAAUAUUAUCCAUGCCAUAUUUUCCUUUACACGUAGAAAUCUAUAUGUAUAUAAGUAUAUUUGACAACAUAAAUGAAUAUAUAUAAUUUUAUUUUU